Messenger RNA from Haliotis rubra (blacklip abalone), 2721 nucleotides. RefSeq names its product cilia- and flagella-associated protein 45-like. The transcript is spliced from 10 exons. NCBI's taxonomy places the organism in Eukaryota, Metazoa, Mollusca, Gastropoda, Lepetellida, Haliotidae. The record is from RefSeq and is a predicted model, not a curated record. Bases 133 to 1818 code for a protein of 561 amino acids.
CCCAGUGUCCAUGGUUACGAUCGAUGUAAAUAACUUGCAGGACAACGAAUGGUGAAACUGAGAACAUUUGGGGAAAAGAACGGGGUGUAAACACGGUUAAGGGGCGGAAUCAUAAUUACAUAUUGAACAAUCAUGCCUGGCAGCUCUAUCUCAGUCUCCAAUGCUUCGUCAUCCUCUUCAUCAAAGAGAGCAAAAACCCGGCAGUAUCGAGUGAUCAGUAACACAUCCCAGGUUGAUGAGUCGUUGUUCGGUCAGCCCAGCCGAGUGGCCAAGAGGAAUGAGAUGUUGAAGGACAUGUGGAAUGGAGAGAGGACACAGGAUGUUUCACUGGAAACCCUGGCCAAACAGAGGAACGACAAACGUAGAAAAGGAAAACCCAGCAACCGAGAAACAGUGCAGGUCAUCACAAAGGAUCUCAUCCGAAAUCUCAUUGUCCCCACAGAAGAUCCAUCUGGUCAAACCAUGAUUCUGUCCAGAAGAGACUUUGAUAGAAUACUUCAAGGAGCUCGCACAUUUUCCAAAGCUGAGAAAGAGGCUCACAGUGAUUCAGUCAAGAUGGCAAAGGAAGCUGCUUUGGAUGCAGCCCAGGAGAGGAAGAAUUACAUGAAAUCCAUGGACCUGGCCAGACAGAGAAAUGAGAAGCUGAACGACCUUGAGGAGGAGGCCAAGGACAAGGCUGAGCAUCUUCUUUCCAAGGCAAACGAGAUGAGGCAGGAACAGGAGGAUGAGAUCAAGCAUCUCAAUGAGCUUAUCCUGAAUGCCAAGUGUCAUGCUAUCCGGGAUGCUCAGAUCCUGGAGAAAGGUCAGGUGAAGAGGGAGAUGACGGAUGAAGAGAAGAGGCUGGACAUCAUGAUGGAGGUGGACAGACAGAACGCCAUCCGCAUCCAGGAGGAGAUCGAGAGAAAGAAGAAGGACGAGCAACUGAUUGGGGCGGCCAAGCUGAUGGAACAGAUCCAGGAGAACGAGCAGGAACGUCUGUUUGAGCUGGAGAGGAAGGACCAGGAGAACAUACAGAUGCAGAAGUACAUCGGCAAGCUCAUGGAGGAAGACCAGGACAUGAAGGAGAAGAGGAAGGCAGAGCAGACCGAUCUCAGGGAGGAGCUCAACAAGGCUAACGAUGAAAUCAUCCGGCGCCGAGAUGUCAAGAAACUGCAAGAGCAAGCAGAGGAACUGAAAGUGCUGGAAUACCAGAGACAGAAGGCUGAGCGAGAAGCCGCUUUUGAAAAGGAGCAAGAAAGAAUUCGCAUCGAGAAGGAGCGUGAAGUUGCCAGACUUCGAGCCUUGCAGGAGCGAGCGAGAGACGAGCAGGCAGAGCGGGAUGCUUUACGAGCCAAGCGUGCUCAGGAGCAAGCUGAGCGAGAGUGGCUCAAGAAGGAGGCAGCCGAAGCCCAGAAGAAGGCAGACAUGGAAGCACUGCUCAAGGAUGCUCGCAGUAUGCAGAUGUCCCAGAAGGAGCACUACCUUGCAGUGCAGGCACAGAGAGAGCGAGCAGAGUUUGAGAGAGUGCUUAGGGCCCAGAAGGAGCUGGUGGAGAAGGAGCAGCGAGAGGAAGAUGUGACCCACAAGAAGCGACUGACACAUGCUGAGGAAGUGCGCCGCCAGAUUCGCCAAAAGGAGCAAGAGAAGGUCAGAGAUCGUAACAACUUCUUUGAGGAAGGUGUGAAACUUGACGAAGAGGCACGUAUCCGCCGGAACAGAUUGGAGGAAGUCAAAAGGAAGAAGCUCCAAGAACUCAGGGAUAUUGGCAUCCCAGAGAAAUACCUCAGCCAUGUUGUCCACCAGGCAAAGCUGGAGAACCCGGAGUCUGUCGCCGUGUAACAUCCAGUGGGAGGCUGGGAUCCCCGAGAAGUAUCUGUCCCAAGUCGAGAGAAAGGUUAACCAGCCAGCAAAUAUCAUGGUUUAAGUUUUGGUUGCCAUGGAAACACAUCUUCCGUCCAAAGAAAAUUGUGAUAUACUUUUUGAAACAUUUGUGUCAUGAUAAACACAAUAUAGAUUCAAAUCAAAUCUACAAGAGCUACUUUAAUAUUGUUGUCAAAUGUUGGUAUUUUAUUAGGACAUUUUUGGUAUGUGAUCUUUAUAUUUUAUGGUACUGCAAACACGAAAGAUUGGUUACGACUUGGUUUGAGUGAAAUUCUGGCAAAACUUGGUUUGAUGUUUUGUUUAACCUGGAUUUUGUAGAAACAACUUUGGAAAUAUCCAUCAGUCCUGUCUGGCCAGUCAUAUGAGAGCGCCAGACCGUAAAGACUUUGGUAGGUCAAGGUCAUGGUUUAACAUAAAACUAUCAUCAGUAUUCUAUAUGUUAUUGUGCAAAUAGUGUUGUUUCCAGUAUAAUAUUGUACAUAAUCAUUUUUCUGCAAACAUACUGUUCAAAAGAAGUAAAGAACUUCUUCCCAUGUGACUAUUUGAACUAUAUAGGCAUAUGACAAAAUUCAGGUUUUCCUUAACUUCUUUUGCAUAGCAUACAUCAUUCAUCCAAACUUCCGAUGCCAUUAACUUCAAGUAGAAUUCUUCAAGGUGUUAUAAGUAUAUUUAUUCAACACAGAAACAUCAAAUUUUUACUUUUCUCAGGAUUUUUCUGUUAAAAUCAUGGUAAUUAUAAUUUACAGUGAUCUCAUCCUUGUACAUAUCAUAUCAUUUACUUUCCUCUGUAAUGUUUGAUGAUAACACACAACUGUAGACUCGUGUUAAACCACUAAGAAAUAAAAUUCUUAUUCAAAUACA